Populus euphratica (Euphrates poplar) is the source of this 1914-nucleotide messenger RNA. RefSeq lists its product as uncharacterized. The transcript has 2 exons. Gene Ontology annotation, cellular component: plastid. The record is from RefSeq and is a predicted model, not a curated record. Bases 191 to 796 code for a protein of 201 amino acids. Lineage: Eukaryota; Viridiplantae; Streptophyta; Magnoliopsida; Malpighiales; Salicaceae.
AUUGUAUACGAUAUUAGGACGCAUUCUGCCCAAAUGGACUGAGAUGUUUCUCUUUUUAGUUUGUUUUCAAAUUUACUCCCAUCCCCAAACCAUUCAUUCUCUCCGCUUCUCCUGCUGCAAGCGGAAGGUGCUUCACUUCAUUCCACUCAAAUCAAUAAAUCUUCCACACUAACGUACACACCCUAAAAUUAUGAACCCCUCUAUACCACAAAAUCUAGACGAAUACUCAGCAUCCGCAACCACAAUCAAAUUCGACCGCCCAAUCCCACUCCUUCGUGGCCCUAUACCCGCCGGACCGCCCGACGACCCGUCAAUCGGCCCACACGUCCUCGCUUUCAGAAACCCUCAAUCCUGGGCUGUCGCAUACAAAACCUGCGAGUCCAAAAUAAUCUCCCAGUGCGAGGAAGGAGCCAGGUUUGGGUGCGCGAUAACCGCGUCAAAAAACUGUAAGCCUCCCUGGUGGCGCGGUUUUAUUGGGGGAGCGAGAUUGGAAGACUUGAAGGAGAGGGAGAGGUGUGAGGAUCGCGAACUGGAAGGUUGUUUAGUUGCGGCUAAAGACAAGUGCGUUGGGUUUGCCAAGGAGAAAUGCUGGAAGCCUUUUAGGGACGCGAGAAUUGCGGUGAGGGAAGACGAGGUUGUUAGGAAUUUAGUUAGUUUGGUUUCGGUGCCGCAGCGAAGUAGUAAGUGGAUUAGUUUAAUUGGGUUUGGAAAAUUUAAUUUUGGGGCUACCAAUUUCAGGGCAAGUGAAUUUUUGGGCUCUAAUAAAAAUCAUGCAUGGUUUUUUAAGUUGAUGUAGUGGAAUAAAAGAAGAGGAGGGGGGAUCUGGGGUUCUGGGAAUUGCAUGGUUCAUGUUGUUUAACUGUGGCCAGCUUUUUAAGUUGGAGAUUCUGCGGUUUGGAUUGGGCACUUAGAGGUAUAUUUCGUAGAACUUUGCCUCUCAUUUUGGAUAAAGUUGGAUGCUUGGUGUAUGUCCUUGGCUUGUUCAAUUGAAUGAGACUUGUAUGCACCUGCUAUUGUUAGGAUUUCCUUACUGCCCUCUAUCGAGCUGUGAAAAAUGGGGUAAGAUGUUGAUAUUGAUAAGCACAUGAAGUUUGCGCACGUUGUUUUACUUGUCAUGGCCAUUGAUCAGCAUUAUAGCUUAGUUGUACGAGGAUUAACUUCAAAUCCACCUAUUGUUUCGUGUUGCGUCAUAUAAUCUGUUUCUUGGAUUGAUUUACCUGCUGUUAUGUUUGGUUAUAUUGCUGCCAACAUUAAUAAGAAAUAUAAAGGCACCAUAAUUUCUGCGGUGGUGAGGUUUCAUAUUUAGGGGAAUAUACAAUGAUAAAUAUAGUAGAAUAUACAAGCUCUUGUAAACUAGCUAUAAAAACAAUCACCUAAUAACUCUCCUAAAAUAUUUUCUACAAUCAAAAGGAUCACGUAAUACGCUGCUUUCCUUAUCAAACACGACCACCAUCACUGCUCCAUUUUCGCUUGCUGCUGUUGAUGGAAAUCUGAUGAUAAUCACUGUGGCUGACGAGUCUGCAAACGUGUCUGGGUUUUCAAGGUUCAAAUAUUCGGGCAAUUGUUGGGAAGGGCUGAAGCAGAUGCCUUCUUAUUGUACUUAUUUCCUGUUAAAGCAUGGAAUCUGGAGACCGUCCAAGUUUGGAGCUGGCUCAAAAACUUGCUCGAUACCACUUCAUGAAUCAUGUACGCAAACCAUUUGCUUCAACACCUGAUGUCAAGGUUGCAAGGUCAGUUGUUCCGUAAAUUUCAGGUUUCCUUGUAAAAGUUUUAUGAAAUUAUAUGUUGGCGAGUCCGCGAGCGGGCUGUAUGGGAAGCGGCUAAGCACGAUAUCUUGCUCUAGUUGUUGGGCCUUUUUAGCAUUUAAAUUGGGCUUGAACUGUAGCCCAUAAUAAUCGAACUUUUAUUUGCUCA